Nomia melanderi (Alkali bee) is the source of this 1415-nucleotide messenger RNA. Its product is annotated as trypsin-1. NCBI's taxonomy places the organism in Eukaryota, Metazoa, Arthropoda, Insecta, Hymenoptera, Halictidae. Gene Ontology annotation, molecular function: serine-type endopeptidase activity. The record is from RefSeq and is a predicted model, not a curated record. Gene Ontology annotation, biological process: proteolysis.
UGCCGAAGCGGUCGUGAUCCUUGUAUUGUUAGCGAACCGGUAUCGCGUGCGUAUAACGAGAUUUUCGGUUCGUCGAUAAUGUUUGCUCGGUCCCGGGAUUUACAUACAGUUAGCCUAAAUUUUCACUCGGACUACUCGCCAGUCCACUAUUCCGUAUAAAUAUAGAUGUGGCGCCGAAUCGAAGAGUUGUGUGAAAGUGUACGUCGGCUCGGUAAGAAGUGUAUGGUUCGCCGAUUGAACUCGGUGACUUGGUUUGUACGACGGGCGUAGCGCGGCUCAGUUAUUGCCGGUAUUUACUAUCGUGUGCAACCGGGAGCAAAAGUCCCAGUGUUCAGUGACAAUGUGGUUUCGUUUAAUAGUUUGCACUGCCGUUCUGGUAGCGGUGACUUGUCGCGUUAAUUGCCAGGAAGAUGAACAAACGACAGUCGCCGACGAUCUAGAUAUCAAUUUGAACAUCACGCUGUCCAAUACGACGGCCGUGGAUGACAAGAAUUUUUGGGAAUGGCUGUAUAACGCCAUUGGCGCGGUAGUGCCGACAACUACAACAACAAUUGCUCCUCCACCGUCAGCGAGCGAUGAAAAAGUCUGCAAGCCGUGCAAAUGCGGUUUAACUAAUACACAGACGCGUAUAGUGGGAGGCAUUGAGACACAAGUUAAUCAAUAUCCCUGGAUGGCGUUGAUGAUGUUUAGAGGACGAUUCUAUUGCGGUGGAUCCGUUAUAAACUCCCGUUAUAUAUUAACAGCCGCUCAUUGCGUUGACAGGUUCGAUCCGAAACUCAUGUCGGUUCAAUUAUUGGAGCACGAUAGAAAUUCCACGAAGGAGACAGAGGUGCAAACGUUUAAAGUCGACAGAGUGAUGAAACACAGCCGUUACUCGACGUUUAACUACGAUAACGACAUCGCGCUGGUCAGAUUGACCAAGCCUAUACGAUUCGAGGGGAAAAUGAGGCCCGUGUGUCUUCCGGAAAGAGCGAAAACAUUUUCUGGGCUGAAGGCUGUAGUAACCGGAUGGGGUGCGCUCUCGGCAUCCGGUGAAAUCUCACAAACUCUGCAGGAAGUUACGGUGCCUAUUCUCACGAAUGCCGAGUGUCGCAAUACUAAGUACCCGGCGCGGAAAAUCACAGACAACAUGCUUUGCGCCGGUUACGAAGAGGGAAAGAAGGAUUCGUGUCAGGGAGACAGCGGUGGUCCUUUACACAUCGUCAACGACGUCACAUACCACGUAGUCGGGGUCGUGUCCUGGGGCGAAGGUUGCGCGAAGCCUGGCUACCCCGGCGUUUACAGCAGAGUGAACCGAUACUUGACGUGGAUCAAACGCAAUACCGAGGAUUCUUGCUACUGUUGAUUCGACGCUAAUCUGUAAAUUGUAGAUUCUUAUGCAUUCGUGGGAAACUUGAGAGCGUUUGACCGCACAG